Messenger RNA from Alternaria atra, 480 nucleotides. RefSeq lists its product as uncharacterized. NCBI's taxonomy places the organism in Eukaryota, Fungi, Ascomycota, Dothideomycetes, Pleosporales, Pleosporaceae. The record is from RefSeq and is a predicted model, not a curated record. The transcript has a single exon. The coding region runs from base 1 to 480 and encodes 159 amino acids.
AUGCAGUCGAAGCAACUUAUGCCGAUCCUAACAUAUCAUUCUCCAGGCACUAUUCCUUCUCCUCUUCAGCCUGGCAUUGUAUCCAACUGCGAUGAAUUCUACCUUGUAAAGCCCGGCGACAUCUGCGUCGACAUCGCCAGCGCAAAAGACAUUCCUCUCGAGGACUUCCUCGCCUGGAACCCGCAAGCCGGCGACACAUGCGCCAACCUGCUAGCCGAUGCCUACGCUUGUAUUUCCGUAACCGGGCACACUCCUACACCUACGAAGCCGUCAAACGGGAUCGAGACGCCGAGGCCCAUUCAGGACGGCAUGGUGGACAACUGCAACAAGUUUCAUUUUGUGGAGAGUGGUGAGACCUGCCCGGCUAUCCAGGAGGAGUAUGAGGUUAGCCUGGAGGACCUUGUCAAGUGGAGUGAGUAUCCCCGCGUUCUGAACACCGCGCUGAAGAUGAUGGCUAACGUUGUGUGUGCGUGUGCUUAG